AUGCGUCUUUUUGAAAAUGAGACGCUAGAGACAAAGAAACAAGGCAAUGGAGUUCAAGAUGCCGAACGUCAUGUGCUAUCGUUGAUCAAAUCGAGUUACGGAGUUUCACUCAUCGAUCAGCCGUGCUCCGUGUACCAGGCUCAGCAAACUCCUCAAGAGGAACGAAAUGAGUCGAUGGUCGAUGCUGGAAAAAAUGAGCUCAAUGUGGCGCAAUCCAAGUCCAAAAGAUAUCCGCUGGCUAUGUUCUUGUUGCGCAUGGUAUGCAACCUUGGCCCGUUGGUGGUUUGUAUCGUUGGAGGCAUUGUCGGCUAUGUGCUGGGUCCCUCGCAUUUGAAGUUGACGGGUGAUAUUCCUGGUGGCUUUCCGGAGCCGAAGGUACCAUGGUAUGGCUUUACCUCUCAUUUGAUCAGUGGUGACCGUUUCGGCACAAUCUUCUACCAUGCGGCUACGGUGUCAAUCGUUGUGUUCCUGUCGAGUAUUGCUAUGGCCAAGCGCUUGGCUAUUCAACGUGGUGAAGAAAUUAACACGGAGCAGGAACUGACUGGUAUUGGUAUUGCCAGUAUCGUGUGCGGCUUUUUUCAAGCCAUGCCCCCUACAGGCGGUAUGUCUCGUACAGCUGUGAACCUUCAAAACGCUCACACGCAGUUGGCGUCGAUCGUAACAUGCCUUCUCGUGGUGCUAGCUUUGUACACAUUGACGGGUACGCUCUACUACCUGCCGAGUGCGUCUUUGGCAUCGAUCAUUAUCGUGGCUGGUUGGAGUUUGGUCGAGUUUCGUGAGGCCAAAUGGCUGUUUCGAGUGAAGCGCGACGAGUUUUUCGUGUGGGUGGCGUCAUUUGCUUCGACUUUGUGUCUGGGUGUGCUGAAUGGUUUGAUUGCCUCGAUCGUUUGCUCCGUCCUCGCUCUCAUGUGGAAGUCCAAGGUACAGCCAAUUGUUAUUUUGGGUGAACUGGACAACAGCAGAUACGUCGACCGUGAGAGUUUCCCAGAGGCAAAGAGCUUGGGCAACAUUAUUGCCGUCCGUGUAGAAAGCUCGCUUUACUUUGCCAAUUGUGAGCGUGUAACGCAGUUUAUUGACCGUGAGAUGGUACGUCUACAGACACUGGGUGUCACCACUCGAGGUGUUGUGUUGGACACAAUUUACAUGAACGACAUGGACGCUACGUCGAUUCAGGUGCUGUCUGAUAUGCAAGAAAAGUUGGCGGUGCGCAAGGUGCGCUUUGCCAUGGCAAACGCCAAGAGCCGUCUGUACGAUAUGUUGGCGGGCACGAAUCUGCUUCAGCGACUUGUAGCAAAUGACCCAACAAUUUCGUUGGAACAAGCUGUGCGCAUAUUACGUGAAUCGCCCUCUCUAGCAGAUAAGUCAUCUUCGGUUGCGUCAGGUAACGCGGCAUAA
Peronospora belbahrii is the source of this 1395-nucleotide messenger RNA. The record is from the annotation of a GenBank genome assembly. Lineage: Eukaryota; Oomycota; Peronosporomycetes; Peronosporales; Peronosporaceae.